Messenger RNA from Pezoporus flaviventris, 1228 nucleotides. It is a transcript of the gene PHETA2, whose product is annotated as PH domain containing endocytic trafficking adaptor 2. Bases 218 to 1087 code for a protein of 289 amino acids. The transcript is spliced from 3 exons. Gene Ontology annotation, cellular component: trans-Golgi network; recycling endosome; early endosome. NCBI's taxonomy places the organism in Eukaryota, Metazoa, Chordata, Aves, Psittaciformes, Psittacidae. Gene Ontology annotation, biological process: endosome organization; retrograde transport, endosome to Golgi; receptor recycling. The record is from RefSeq and is a predicted model, not a curated record.
GGCGGUGCUGCCGGCGCGGCCCUCCCCCGACCCGCAGCGGCCGGCCCCGGCUGCCGCGCACCACCGCGCACCGCCGGCAGCGCCGCCGAGCAGGAGCGGCCUGAGCCAGGGAUGGGGCUCAGCACGGUGAAGCUUUGGAGGCCAUCAGCAAGGGAGCAGCCUGCCCAGGGAAGACAGCAAGGGGUUGUGGUCUGACCCACACAGCCGGUACGGCACCAUGGACCUCACUGACAGUGAACCUCCUGGGGCUGGGGGUGCUGCUGGCAGGGCAAUGAAGCUGAAUGAGCGGAGCGUGGCCCACUACGCUACCUGCGACUCACCCACUGACCAUGCCGGCUUCCUCCGCAAGCGCGUGGAGCGGCAUCACCACCAUGCCCAUCACCACCAUGCCACCUCCUACCAGCGCCGCUGGUUCGUCCUCAAGGGCAACCUCCUUUUCUACUUCGAGGAGCGGGAGAGCCGGGAGCCCGUGGGGCUUGUGGUGCUGGAGGGCUGCACCGUGGAGCUGUGCGAGGCUGCCGAGGAGUUCGCCUUCGCCAUCCGCUUUGAUGAUGCUGGUGCCAGGGCUUAUGUGCUGGUGGCCGAUGGGCAGGCUGCCAUGGAGGCCUGGGUGAAGGCUCUGUCACGGGCCAGCUUCGACUACAUGCGGCUGGUGGUGAGGGAGCUGGAGAAGCAACUGGAGGAGGCCUGCAAGAGCUUGGCUGCUUGCCGCCAGUCCCCGCGGAGGUCCUCCUCCUCCAGCAGGAAGAGGCACCUUUCCAACCCUGCCUUGCUGCCUCUCCAGGAGAAGCCUGCUGUCCUGGAGAACGGUUACUCCACGUGGGGUAGUGGUGGUGCUGUCCCUGGGGGGGCCACCUGCCCUGACCGUGAUGGGGGGCAAGCGAAGCCCCCACCCCUGCCUCCACGCCGGCGCUCGGCUGCUGGCAGUGCUGCGGGGUUCCCAGCACCCAGCCUCUCGCCAGGCAUGACCGAGAGCCCUGUGUCGCCGGAGACAGCCUGUUUCUCCAAGCUGCACGGCUGGUACGGGCAGGAGAUCGCAGUGCUGAGGCGGGAAUGGCAGGAGAGGCAGAAGAGGGGACACCCAUGACUGGGAACACGGGGUGCGAGCCGCCAGCCAGCCAAUGCACAGCAAGCUGUCUCCCAGGCAGCAAGAGCAAAACGAGGGACACUGCUUGUCCCCUGCCCUGGUUGGUGGCUGAGUAUGCCGUGUGUGUGUGCUUCAUGGGGC